UAGACGCAAUCGCGCAAAGAAGAAGAUCCUGGUAAGACAUCAAUGGUGUGAUUUAGCGAGAGAGAUGCAAACAUCGCUGUUUCGAAGACUCGCUCCAUUAUUGGCAGCACGAUUUCAACGGAACCAGAAUAUUAUAAGCUCUUUUUCAUCUUCAUCUUCUUCUUCCGUUCUUCACCAUGCCACAUCUUCACCGUCUUCUCCCGACGUGGAACCUGUCCACAUAACCGAAAACUGCGUUCGCAAAAUGAAGGAAUUGGAUGCCAAUGAAUCAUCAUCCGGUGGAAAAAUGCUUCGUUUAAGCGUAGAAACCGGUGGAUGUUCAGGAUUUCAGUAUGCUUUUAAUUUGGAUGACAGAUUCAACUCAGAUGAUAGAGUUUUCGAGAAGGAAGGAAUUAAACUGGUUGUUGACAAUAUUUCAUACGACUUUGUGAAAGGCGCAACUGUUGAUUAUGUCGAGGAGCUAAUCCGUUCGGCUUUCAUAGUGACGGAGAACCCAAGUGCAGUUGGUGGUUGCAGUUGUAAAAGUUCCUUCAUGGUGAAACAGUAGUUAGCUAUAUUGGUACUCCCCUCCUCACUUUCCUCCACCGCUCAAAUGUUUAUUCCAUCGAACUAGAUUAUACUAUGAAACAUGAGUUUUGUACCUAAAAAAACAAUUGAUUGAUUGAAGAUUAAAUUAUUGCUUGUAUACUGAUAUCAAUAUCAAUGUAACAUACAGUUGUUGUACUGGUAAUAAAUUAUCAGGCAUUUCAGUCUAGCCUGUUCUAUUA
This is a messenger RNA of Medicago truncatula (barrel medic), 767 nucleotides long. The record is from RefSeq and is a predicted model, not a curated record. NCBI's taxonomy places the organism in Eukaryota, Viridiplantae, Streptophyta, Magnoliopsida, Fabales, Fabaceae.